UUUACCUUUUAAAAUCAUGUCAAUAAAAGAAAAGGGGAAUGGACGAACUAUGUAUCGGUUGUUAUCGACUUAUAGGCUACCGUAUGGUCAUUUAGUGCACAACAACAGCAAUUAUUGGCUCAAAACAACAAGGAUGACCGUUUAUGAGUAUCCAAACUUGAAAGUCAAGAAGCAUAAGCAAGAGAAACCGCUAAAACUGUUCACUAAAGAAGAUAAUGACAUAUACUAUCAGAAUAGCCUUAUCAUAAAUGCCGAUGCGGUGGAUGAAGAAUCGUUCUUGGCAUAUAGAUUCAUUAAGAAAAGUGAUGAGAUACUUCUUGAAGAAUAUAAGUUUUACAUUGCGGAUUAUUUUCUCAACUUAGAGAUAUUCGGAUCACUCAGAGUAUACAAUAGCAAAAUAGACGAGCUAGUAUUAAAAGACAGCUGCAAAAUGGAUGAAAGUUUGUUGGUUAGACGGAAGCAAAGUAUUCUACUGGUAUACGGAAAAUACGAAGAAGAAAAGAAUGCUGAUGAUACGCUUGAUUUUACUGGUAAAGUGGAGGAUGACACGUAUUUCUAUAAUUACAAGAACAAAGUGAUCAUGUACAACACGCCGGCUCUAAAGAUCAAGACAUCAAAGAAAAUUAUGAUUUAUAACUCGGAAACGAAACCUAUAAUUGAUAUAGGUAAUUUUCUAGUCUACAAGAGCACCACAUGUAUUCAGAACUGCACUUUUGCUGAUUACUACAAAAACUUGUACCUAUUGGUAAAUGGAGAAGGAAUAUUUUUGAUUUACAAAAAUCUGAUUAUUUUUAAAAGAGAAAAAAAUGUGGUAGGCGGAAAUAUAAAGACUAUGUCCUACUAUCAUACCGAGAAACGGGUCAUUAAGAAAACGUUGUACGACCUCUUCUUUCUUCUGAGUCUGUUCUAUGAAUACGUUUUCAUCGAUAAAAACGAUUCAUCAUACCUAGAAUUGUUUGGAUCAAAGGCGUUGAGAAGCAUACCAAUUCACAAACUAGAAAAAACGAUCGUAAGCCUGAUGCUAUCAAACUACCACAAGUUUAUUGAAUCGUUUUUGAGCGAUCUUUUCACCUUAAAUACAUUCGAUGCUGAAUCGUUCUAUGCCAAUCUAUUUCGUCAGCUGGAUGACGCAAACAGAGAAUACCUCAAGAAAUUCAAUUUUAUUGUUAAAUAUGCUGCUAAUUUCUACAAACUAGUGUUAUAUUUCCCUCAAGAAGUUGACAACUUCGUUAAAAUGGCAAUCACACAGGGGAAGGAGUAUUACGUUACAGAGCUGAUUAACUAUUACAAAACGCAAAAAUACCACCAUAAACUAAGCAUCCUUCGAUUUUGUUUGCUCGAUAACAACUGUUUCUACCUUUACAAUGAGUGUCUGGAUGAAAGGAGUCAAGCGCUCGACCAGAUUAAAGAACUAAUGGAAGCUGAACAGGCCAAUAUUAAGACACAGUUUCGAAGAGAUUUUUAUUACGUUGAUUUUUAAGUAAAACAUGCUAAAGGCUGUAAUUGGUUGGCUAUCGCAAUACAAUCGGCACUAUAGAAUGAACCCAUCGUUCGCAAUGCUAAUAACUGUGGUAUACUUCAUUUUAGGUAUUCGUGUCUAAAUAACUACUACCCACUUUUUGGUCUUUAUGAGUCGUUCUAAGGCA
Molecule: messenger RNA, 1646 nt
Organism: Vavraia culicis subsp. floridensis
Lineage: Eukaryota; Fungi; Microsporidia; Pleistophoridae
Exons: 1
Coding region: 17-1480 (487 amino acids)
Source: RefSeq, a predicted model, not a curated record